Drosophila ficusphila is the source of this 1462-nucleotide messenger RNA. RefSeq names its product mediator of RNA polymerase II transcription subunit 15. The record is from RefSeq and is a predicted model, not a curated record. Lineage: Eukaryota; Metazoa; Arthropoda; Insecta; Diptera; Drosophilidae. Bases 155 to 1231 code for a protein of 358 amino acids. The transcript has 4 exons.
GUUCAAAUUUAUACUCCACAUCAGUCGGACAGCUCUUUCGACUUUCUAUAUACAAAAAUAUUUGUAUUUUAUAUGUUUUUUAACAUAUAACUCGUUUCGACGCGAUUUGUGCCAAGUUCUUCGUGUGCCUUGCUAAUUUCCAGUGAUUUAAUUUAUGGAUGCCAAACGUGGUAAUGCCUCUGGGGCACGCCAAAGCGGAGGCGGAGGCGGCGGCGGUGGUGGUGGUGGCUAUCAUGCCUCCAAGACGAGCGUGGCUUCACGCCAUGGCGCCAAUAAUGGCGGUGGCGAAGGAGGUGGAGUAGCCAUGGGACGCAAGCAGGUCAGCCAGGUCAGUCUGACGCCCAGUCAGGCCAGGAAUUCGGAAAAUCCCCUCAAGAGUCCAUUGGAUGCCUUAAGCCGCAGCGGUCCCGUGCGCAAUCAGAAUCCUUUCCAGCGACGAUCCGGCUUGCAGGAUGUGGACGAUGCCUUCCUUGCCUCAAAUGCCUUUGCCCGACCGCCCAGGGUUCGUCAUUCUGGAUUGGAUAGGGACAACCUGCCGCAGGCAGCUGCAGGUGGAGGAGCUCCUCCUGGUCAACAGGGCACAGCAGCAAUGGCUCCCAUCCGCGUUUCCGGGGGUCAGGAUCCCAAUCAGCAGCAGCAGCAGCAACAAAUACAGCAGCAGCAGUAUCAGCAGAUGCCUCCAGCGGAUGCCAUGCAACAGCAGCAGCAACAACAACAGAUGCCUCCUCAAGCGGCGGUUGUGCCCUCGCAGCAACAAUUGCAACAGCAAUACAUGCAACAACCGGCUGCCGGACAGCCAACGCGUAUGGAGCCCCCACCGUCGGGAAGGGCUCAUGUCCACCAGCAGCAUAUGCAACAUCAGCAGCAGCAGCACAUGCAACAGCAUGGUGGCUACGAGCAACAGCAGCAAGCGACUCAACCAAUUCAGCAGCAGCAGCAGCAACAGAUGCAGCAGCAACAUCAAUUGCAGCCGCAACACCAGUUGCCUCAGCAUGGAUAUCCUUCCCAGCCGUCGGCAACCGGAGCUCCGCAGGCAACUCAGCCAACAGCAACUGGAGGAGCAAUGACUCAACAAGGAGGCGGCAAUAAUGCGCCCAGGGAAAACGGAGGGGGAGCUGCAGCACCACCCGAUGCCGAGAUGUGCACCACUUGUCCCAACUGUCAGACCACCAUUUAUUUAGUGCGAACCCCGGAGCUUGGACAUGGAGACGCCAGUCUACCUGUUCAGUAAAAAAAAAAAAGAAAAUCGAUCCAGAGUGAAUUGCACCAAAUUUUAAGUGCUUGACUCUACGUUUUAUUUUGGAAGCUGUUUUGUUUUAUUAGUGAAGACGAUUUAAAAAGUAUGUAACGACCUGGUUAACACAAAUCUACCUUUUAGAAACCAAUAGUUGACAAUGGGCAACAUAAAAACAUUUUGGUCUAAUUGGUAAACACUUGUAAAUAAAGAAAUUCAGGAGUAAAA